ACUGAAAAUAGUGAUGGCGAUGAUGGUAAUGAUUUAGUUAAUGAUUUAAAAAUCUUAUACAAAAAGACGUUAAAUUCAAUGCAACUAAAACCAGAAGAACUUUUUAAAAUACUUCAACCAAUAUAUAAGGAAAAUUAUGAUGAAGAAAUGGGAAAGAGAGAAGAAGUGGAAAAGGGAGAAGAAGUGGAAAAGGAAGAAAUGGAAAAGGGAGAAGAAAUGGAAAAGGGAGAAGAAAUGGAAAAGGGAGAAGAAGUGGCGGAAGCCGCAUUUUUUGGUUAG
Entrophospora candida is the source of this 279-nucleotide messenger RNA. The record is from the annotation of a GenBank genome assembly. Lineage: Eukaryota; Fungi; Glomeromycota; Glomeromycetes; Entrophosporales; Entrophosporaceae.